UCAGAAACUGAAAUUCUUUUAGGCCGCAAAGCAUAAUCUUAUCCCAUAUAUCUUCAUAUAUCAUUGUGACCACAUAUUCUUCUUAACUCACCAUGUUUCAAAAAUAUAAAGGAAGAUUAUUUUCAAAGUAAAGAUGAAAAUAACUGAAGCAAAAAACUAACUUCAACUGUAUGUAUAGCAAGGAGUAGUUGAUCUCUUAGCUUUAGUUGCAGUCAUGGCCACCCACGCAGCCCUUGCUCCUUCAAGAAUCCCAGCUAGCACAAGACUCCCCUCCAAAAGCGCUCACUCUUUCCCAACUCAAUGCUCCUCCAAGAGGCUAGAAGUUGCUGAGUUUUCUGGGCUUCGAGCCAGUUCUUGCAUGACCUAUGCCAAGAAUGCUAGUGAGGCAUCCUUCUUCGAUUUGGUGGCUGCUCAAAUGGCUCCCAAGGUUGCAACCUCAACUCCUACUAGAGCAGAAACAGUGGCCAAACUGAAGGUGGCAAUCAAUGGAUUUGGACGCAUUGGCAGGAACUUCCUCAGAUGCUGGCAUGGCCGGAAAGACUCUCCCCUUGACGUGAUCGUCGUCAAUGACAGCGGCGGUGUCAAGAAUGCUUCUCACUUGCUGAAGUAUGACUCCAUGCUUGGGACUUUCAAAGCAGAUGUGAAAAUUGUGGAUAAUACCACCAUCAGUGUUGAUGGAAAACCCAUCAAGGUUGUCUCCAACAGAGACCCUCUUAAGCUUCCUUGGGCUGAGCUUGGAAUUGACAUUGUCAUAGAGGGAACUGGAGUGUUUGUUGAUGGCCCUGGUGCUGGGAAACAUAUUCAAGCUGGUGCCAAGAAAGUCAUCAUUACUGCUCCAGCCAAAGGUGCUGACAUUCCAACAUAUGUUGUUGGUGUUAAUGAAAAGGAUUAUAGCCACGAGGUUGCCAACAUUGUAAGCAAUGCUUCUUGCACCACAAAUUGUCUGGCUCCUUUUGUGAAGGUCAUGGAUGAGGAAUUUGGUAUUGUUAAGGGAACAAUGACAACCACUCAUUCCUACACUGGAGAUCAGAGGCUCUUGGAUGCUUCACACCGUGACUUGAGGAGAGCUAGAGCUGCGGCACUGAACAUAGUGCCGACAAGCACUGGUGCAGCCAAGGCAGUGUCUCUGGUGCUGCCCCAACUCAAGGGAAAGCUGAAUGGCAUUGCACUCCGUGUCCCAACACCAAAUGUCUCAGUUGUUGACCUUGUUGUGAAUGUUGAGAAGAAGGGCCUUACAGCAGAAGAUGUCAAUGCAGCCUUCAGAAAGGCAGCAGAGGGGCCACUGAAGGGCAUAUUGGAUGUGUGCGAUGUUCCUCUUGUGUCAGUUGACUUCCGAUGCAGUGAUGUUUCUUCCACCAUUGACUCUUCAUUGACCAUGGUCAUGGGAGAUGACAUGGUCAAGGUUGUCGCCUGGUACGACAAUGAAUGGGGUUACAGCCAAAGGGUGGUUGACUUGGCACAUUUGGUAGCCGCCAAGUGGCCAGGUGCGUCUGCAGCAGGAAGUGGUGAUGCACUGGAGGACUUCUGCGAGACGAACCCAGCCGAUAAGGAGUGCAAAGUUUUUGAAUCUUAAAUCAUGAUUACAAUUCUUUUCUUUUCUUUUUCUUUGCCAAUCUUUUAUUGGGGACUAAGAUUUUCUAAAGCUUGUAAUAAUUCAAAUCAAAUACUAAUGUUAAUGCAGUCAUUGCAGGGUGCAAUUCAAACA
This is a messenger RNA of Ricinus communis (castor bean), 1705 nucleotides long. Its product is annotated as glyceraldehyde-3-phosphate dehydrogenase GAPB, chloroplastic. The record is from RefSeq and is a predicted model, not a curated record. Gene Ontology annotation, molecular function: NAD binding; glyceraldehyde-3-phosphate dehydrogenase (NAD+) (phosphorylating) activity; NADP binding. Gene Ontology annotation, biological process: glucose metabolic process. NCBI's taxonomy places the organism in Eukaryota, Viridiplantae, Streptophyta, Magnoliopsida, Malpighiales, Euphorbiaceae. The transcript is spliced from 9 exons. Gene Ontology annotation, cellular component: chloroplast. Bases 215 to 1573 code for a protein of 452 amino acids.